AGUAAUGUGACCAAUUGAAUCUGGGGUGUCUGGAGUUUGACACUGCAAAUCACAGUGGAGUACAGAGCAAGACUCUCAGUCACAUUGAAAGACAGCCUCAGUGGAGAGAGAUUUUUCCCCUUUUUUGACUAUAGGAUUUAUUUUGGGAUUUUAAACCUCAUCUUCCAAGGAAUUAUUGCCACAGUUGUUUGCUUAACAGACUCAGAGACAGUCUAAGAGGAACAGGUCAGAGAGGUCCAGUUUAGGCCCGAGCACAGCUCAAGGGUCAAUUUCCUUUGCCCUGUUUGAGAUCUGCCUUCAACCAUGACGACCAAAUCCAACAGCAGUGUUCUGGCUGGCAAAGCUUCCUCCUACCCUCUCUUGUCUUCUCCACCUCGGCAACGUUUAGUCACUAAAGAUGGACACUGUACACUUAAUGCCCCUGUCUGCCCAUCAAAUUCAUGGCGUAGAAGCUGGAGCAGAGUUUGGAUACUGGCACUGCAGGAUUUGUGGGGACUGUUGGUGAGUCUGCGCUGGAGAUGGGUACUCCUCGCCUUCUGUGCAUCCUUCAUUGCCCACUGGCUGUUGUUUGCCUGCUUGUGGUACUUGCUGGCUCAUCUCAAUGGAGACCUUGCCGUGAAAAAUCAUGAUGACCCCCCACAGGAUCACGUGGUUUGCGUGAAACACAUUACAAGUUUCACUGCUGCCUUUUCCUUUUCUCUUGAGACACAGUUGACCAUUGGGUAUGGCACCAUGUUCCCUAGUGGAGACUGUCCCAGUGCCAUAGCACUGCUUGCUGUGCAGAUGCUGCUGGGGCUUAUGCUGGAGGCCUUCAUCACAGGUGCAUUCGUAGCCAAGAUUGCACGUCCUCAGAAGCGAGCAGGAGCCAUCCAAUUCAGUCCACAGGCAGUAGUGGGCCAACACCAGGGCCAGACGUGUCUAAUGAUACGAGUUGCUAAUCUUGUGCACCGACCUCUUGUGGACGUAAAGGUGAGUGCUGUGCUCUUUGAGGAACAGGAAGGUCAAGCUCUGUACCAGACCUCGCUGGAUUUCCACUUGGACCAUUUAGGGCAACAGCCAUGCCCUUUUUUUAUUUUCCCUCUUACUUUUUAUCACCCACUGGACCGCCAGAGCCCUCUAUACUCUGCACUGUGUGAAGGCACUUCUAACCACUUUGAGCUAGUCAUCUUUCUAACAGCAUUGCAAGAGGGAACUGGGGACUCCUGCCAGAAGAGAACCUCCUACUUACGGCAAGAAAUUCAGUUUGACCGCCGAUUUCUACCUGCUUUAGGACUGGAUUCGCGGGGCAGGUACUUGGUGAGCAAAGAGCACUUUGACACUGCCCACUCAAAGGAGCCCUUAAACAAGGAUUGUGUGGUGCAGAUCAAUGGUGAUGACGCUGACAGAAUGGAGUAAACAUGAUAAGCAGGAACUUCAAUUUGGACUUUUGUAGGGGGUCCUUUUCACAUUGAUAUUUUGGUAAGGAGAUUUCAAAUUAUUUUAUUAUUAACAUUAUGUCAGAAAUUGGUGAUGCUGUUUUUUUCCACCACUUUCAUUUGUUCAUGUCAGUUUGAAGUAUGUGCACCCCUUUUUGUUUCUUUCCUCACCUGCUUUUAUAUAUAGAGAUAUA
Messenger RNA from Fundulus heteroclitus (mummichog), 1609 nucleotides. RefSeq names its product potassium inwardly rectifying channel subfamily J member 13 (gene kcnj13). Bases 304 to 1395 code for a protein of 363 amino acids. The transcript is spliced from 3 exons. The record is from RefSeq and is a predicted model, not a curated record. Gene Ontology annotation, molecular function: inward rectifier potassium channel activity. Lineage: Eukaryota; Metazoa; Chordata; Actinopteri; Cyprinodontiformes; Fundulidae. Gene Ontology annotation, cellular component: plasma membrane. Gene Ontology annotation, biological process: potassium ion import across plasma membrane; regulation of monoatomic ion transmembrane transport.